Molecule: messenger RNA, 900 nt
Organism: Thyridium curvatum
Lineage: Eukaryota; Fungi; Ascomycota; Sordariomycetes; Thyridiales; Thyridiaceae
Exons: 2
Coding region: 1-900 (299 amino acids)
Biological process (GO): proteolysis
Molecular function (GO): serine-type peptidase activity
Source: RefSeq, a predicted model, not a curated record
AUGGUCCACGGCGGCAGCCACAUCAUCUACUCGCGCAAGGACGUCCGCCCCGCGCAGACGCGCCUCCUGCUCGUGCGCGGCUUCCUCCGCGUCAGUGUCGACUACCGCCUCUGCCCGGAGCUGACGCUGGCCGACGGGCCCAUGGCCGACGUGUGCUCGGCGCUGGCGUGGGCGCGCGACAUCCUCCCGGGCCUCGACUCGCCCGCCCGCCCCGCCGGCGGCGUCGUCGACGGCGCCCGCGUCGCUGCCAUCGGCUGGUCCUCGGGCGGCAUGCUGGCCCUGUCGCUGGCCUGGACGGCGCCCGCGCGCGGCCUGCCGCCCCCCACCGCCACGACGCCCAUCGACAUACCCGGCGCCGCGAGCUCGGGCCUCGCCUUCGACGUGCUCGAGGGCGUCCACGAUGCGCCCCUGACCAGCUACGGCGUCAUCGGCGCCCACGCGGCCCUUCCGGACCCGCGCAUCCUCGAGGACGCGCGCUGCCGAAUGAUCUUGCACAUGAACUGGAAGGCCCAGACCCUGCCCGUCAUCGUCGACGGCCUCCCGACCCGUGCCGCCGCCGACCGCGACGACGAGGCCGCCGGGGCCGGCUGCGUCACCGACUGGAACGCGGCGCCGCAACCCGACCUCGACCGCGUCCGCGCCGUUAGUCCGCGCGCCCACGUCGAGGCCGGCACGUACGCGCCCGUGCCCACGUUCCUGGUCCACGGCACCGGCGACGACCUAAUCCCGUGGCUCCAAAGCCAGGACACGUACGACGUGCUCGUAGCCCGCGGCGUGCCGGCCGGCCUCGCGCUCGUCGAUGGCGCUGCCCAUAUUUGCGACCGGAGCAGUGAUCCGGAGUCCGACGGCUGGAAAGCUGUGUUAAAAGCUUACACUUUCCUUAGCAAAUAUGUACUUUAG